AUGGAUCAACAACGCGAGGACAUGCUGGUGCUCUUGGACAAGGCCAAAGUCCAGUGGUUCAGCAGCUUUCCUCCAGUUUGCGACGGCGAAGAGAUCGAUUGGCGUCAACGCAAGUGGCUUCUGCGGACGACGUUCAAAGAGUAUGGAAUCCUCGACAUCGCGGAGGGCAGGCUCAAGAGAGACCAACCCAGCACUGCGGAAGGGAUAGCUUUUGAUCGCCAACAGUGCAAGAUCCAGCGCAUGAUCGCGUCGGCGAUACCACCACACCGCUUGCAGCAGGUUGACCACUUGGAGACCGACACUGAAAUUUGGGCGGGGGUGAACGAGAUCUACGAGAGGCGCAUGAACCCGGCGAUGUGA
Messenger RNA from Plasmopara halstedii, 360 nucleotides. RefSeq lists its product as uncharacterized. Bases 1 to 360 code for a protein of 119 amino acids. NCBI's taxonomy places the organism in Eukaryota, Oomycota, Peronosporomycetes, Peronosporales, Peronosporaceae. The transcript has 2 exons. The record is from RefSeq and is a predicted model, not a curated record.